Molecule: messenger RNA, 1618 nt
Organism: Lucilia cuprina (Australian sheep blowfly)
Lineage: Eukaryota; Metazoa; Arthropoda; Insecta; Diptera; Calliphoridae
Product: SET domain-containing protein 4
Exons: 2
Coding region: 216-1544 (442 amino acids)
Biological process (GO): peptidyl-lysine monomethylation; positive regulation of transcription by RNA polymerase II; peptidyl-lysine dimethylation
Molecular function (GO): transcription coactivator activity; histone H3K4 methyltransferase activity; histone H3K36 methyltransferase activity
Source: RefSeq, a predicted model, not a curated record
AAUUAUGGCUGGACUGGUCCACUUGGCUAGAUUUUGUAGUAAACAACAAAUAAAUAACAAUAGAAAAUCCUACAGUACCUUAGUGCGUUAUACAAACUGCAAAUUUAAUGCUGCUGGUCAACGUGUGGCUUCCCAUUUGAUACUGUAAAAUCUGUUAAAUAGAAAAAAACUUAAUUUCAAAAAGAGAUUUCCACACAACCACCAAAAACAUAAAUAUGGGACGUACUAAACGCAUACGCACACAACGUCAACGUUUAGCUCUUGAACAGGAGCAAACAAAAGAUGAACACUUUCUACCGGAUUUAUAUAGAUAUUUAAGUUCUUUAGGUUGGCAAAAUGAAACCAAAUUGACAGCACGAAAUUUUCCUUUAACGGGCAGAGGUUUAUGCUCCAAGUCAGUGGCUGUUGAAAAGGAGAACAAUAUAAUACGUUUACCCCUUGAGGCUUUGUUAACAAUUAAAACGCUAGAACAAGAUGAAGAUUUUAAAAAUCUCUUCGUUAAAGAGAAAUUUGUUAAAGAACAUAAGAUUUCAUUUCAAUCCUUAAUGGCUUUUUAUGUUAUGCAUCAAAAAUUACUAAGGGAGCAAUCGAAGCAUAAAUCAUAUAUAAAAUCUUUACCUAAUUAUUUUACCACACCUUAUUUUUGUCCCAUCGGCGAACUACAAUGUCUACCAGAUUCUAUUUUAGAACGUACUGUUGAACAAAAUAGAAAAAUUAAAGAAGCCUAUCAAAAUCUUAAACUAGUUUAUAAUUUCGAAGAUUUUGAUUCAAAAUAUUCACUUACAGAUUUCCGUUGGUCUUAUUUUGUCGUUAACACACGUAGUGUUUAUAUUUUCAGUCGUCUCAUUAAACCGGAUAAAUGUUUCUUUCAGCCUCUAAUAUCGGAAGAUUGUAAUUUAGCUUUGGCUCCCUUUUUUGAUUUAUUCAAUCAUUCUGAUCUAUAUCAAACUCAGGCUGAUUUAAUACGCAAUCCCUGUACCAAGGAAUUUGAAUUCAUUUUAACAUUAGAAAAUUGUCCUUCGGCAAAAAUUCUACCCCUACAACAGAUUUUCAUAAGUUAUGGUACUUUAACAAAUCUAAAACUUUUAAUUGAAUACGGUUUUAUAUUGCCCUCCAAUCAAAAUGAUUAUUUUGAAUUCUCUCUUAAUGAUAUAGAAACUUUUCUACAACAGGAAAAAUCGUUUAAAGGUUUAAUAUUUCAUAGAAAUAAAUUUAAAUUUAUACGUGAACACAAUCUACACGAUCAAAUGUUUAUCCAUAAAGAGGAGGGUAUUUCUCAUAAUCUUCAUGUUGUUCUACAUUUACUAUUCAAAGAAGAAAGUUAUUUUCCUAAUAUUUUAAAUCAAGUAGCAUUUGGUUCUGCCGCGAACUUAUUAAAUGUUAAUAAAGAAGUAGAACUUUUAUUAAAAUUUAAAAUUAAAGAAUAUGAAGAGUUUAUUAAAACAUUAAAUUCUAAAGAAAACUUAACAAAAUCAGGUUUAGUUUGUAAUCUAUAUUUGAAGGAAUGUUUGAACUAUUUAAACAAUUGUUUAAUAAACUUAUAAAGUAACUAAUAUUAAAGAAUUUUGUACUUUUUUUAAAAUAUAAAUAAAUCUUUAUAUAAAUUUUUUUAUAAAAU